This is a messenger RNA of Pelobates fuscus (common spadefoot toad), 861 nucleotides long. It is a transcript of the gene SMIM35, whose product is annotated as small integral membrane protein 35. The coding region runs from base 72 to 332 and encodes 86 amino acids. Lineage: Eukaryota; Metazoa; Chordata; Amphibia; Anura; Pelobatidae. The transcript has 4 exons. The record is from RefSeq and is a predicted model, not a curated record.
CUCAAACCAUUCAAGAAGGAUCUGACUCCUUACGGUGUGAUACCAUAACCACUACAGUGCCCCUUUAGGACAUGGUGGACGCUCUAGGUGUUGUGUUGGGCAGCAGUUUGACUGUAAUGCUCGGAGCCACUGCCCUCUAUAUCCUGAUACGUUGGUACCAGAGUGGACGUUGCUGCCAAGAAACCAGUUUUGUUUUCAAUCUAUACAGCAUUCGGCAGCUGAAAUCUAUGGAUAUGGAACUAACACCUCCAUUUACAGUCAGUGGUACCAUGAAAAAUCAAUGUCCUACGACUAGAUACAAUUAUGAGUUGUUCCAAGAAGAUGAUGUGUGAGAGUUGUUACACCAAAUGGCAAUUUUUCUGUUCAUUUUAGUACAAACAAUUUUUUUAUACACAACCCCAACAUUGCAGUUUUUUCUGUACUACAUACCUAUAGCAUACUAUAAGUAUUUCAAAGCACAGGUAUAUAUUCUUUCAAUUUCUUAAGCAAUACAAUUCCAUCCUCCCAGAAAAAUGUUGACUUAAGUUGAGUAUAAUGUUGAGCUUCACAGGUCAUCUGUACUCGAAAAAUACUGAUCUUCCUCUGUAUUUGGCUACCAACAAAGCUCCUUUGCAUUACAAAAAGACUUUUGACUAACUGACUUUCUUAGCAUCCCAGAUAGAAAUGGAAUUCUGCCCUAACGUCGAGUGUAUCCUUCAGUUCUGCAGCUAUAUGAUUGUGUGUAAUUUCUUCAAGGAAAAUGGUUAAUCCACAUUUUAUUGUACCAGGAAGAUUUAUAAUAGUUGUUGAUUGUUGAUCUUUGAUCAAACAGUCCAGUUAUGAAAACGAUAAAACCCAACCAGGCCAGAUUGUGUUCUAUAG